Messenger RNA from Capronia epimyces CBS 606.96, 4311 nucleotides. Its product is annotated as regulatory associated protein-mTOR. NCBI's taxonomy places the organism in Eukaryota, Fungi, Ascomycota, Eurotiomycetes, Chaetothyriales, Herpotrichiellaceae. The coding region runs from base 1 to 4311 and encodes 1436 amino acids. The transcript has a single exon. Gene Ontology annotation, cellular component: cytoplasm; TORC1 complex. Gene Ontology annotation, molecular function: protein-macromolecule adaptor activity; protein binding. The record is from RefSeq and is a predicted model, not a curated record. Gene Ontology annotation, biological process: regulation of autophagy; positive regulation of protein serine/threonine kinase activity; positive regulation of cell growth.
AUGGCCAUGCAAACCGGGCAAAGACACAUGGGGCUGGGCUUGAACAUGGAUCUACGCAGGUCCGCAACCCAGGGAGACCAUCAAGCACCAAUACGAGACGCAGGACACGAUACCACUCGAGCCCUAUCCUCCCCUACGUUCAAACGGCCAUCGCACGCGAAUGGGACAGGCCCUAGUCAGCAAAAUGGGCUGAGGACGCAGAGAAUCAUCCCAAAAGAGACGGAAGACUACAUGACGGCAAGACCAGCGCCGUUACAUCGUACAAAGAGUGACCUUGGCCCACGGCGCAAAGAAGGCACCGUGAGCCCCGCGUCAGAAGACAAACUGGCACAUAUUCGUCAUGGCUGGGACGACGAAUACACCUCAAACGAAUACCUGUCACUGCUACACUCGACCUUUUACAUGUAUUACACGGAAAAGCGGCACGAAAACAAUGGCUCCCUGUCUGAGGAGUCCAAGAAAUUUCCCAGUGUGGACUGGCGCAUGAAGGACAGGAUGAAGACGGUUUCUGCUGCGCUGGCAAUCUGUCUCAACAUUGGUGUGGACCCUCCUGAUGUGAUCAAGACAAACCCAUGCGCCAAACUCGAGGCCUGGGUCGAUCCUACUGCGAACAGUGGUGGCACGACAAAGACAAUGGAGCAGAUCGGCAAACGGCUUCAGGAACAGUACGAGUCGCUGAGUUUGAGAACGAGAUACAAGCAAUACCUAGAUCCGUCCAUCGACGAAACGAAGCGGUUCUGCAUCUCCUUACGGAGGAACGCCAAGGACGAACGAGUCUUGUUCCACUACAAUGGGCACGGCGUCCCUCUCCCAACUGCUUCCGGGGAGAUCUGGGUCUUUAAUAAGAAUUACACUCAGUACAUACCGGUCGGAAUCUAUGAUCUACAGUCGUGGCUAGGAGGUCCAAGCCUGUUUGUCUACGAUGUGUCCCAUGCAGGCAAUAUCGUCUACAAUUUCGACACAUUCCUAGCCAAGCAUGAAAAGGAGAAUGAAGAGAUCAAGAAACGGGACCCCAAUGCACCUGUCCAGAACUACGGAGAUUGCAUACAAUUGGCAGCUUGCGGUAGAACCGAGAUGCUACCUAGCAACCCCUACCUACCGGCCGACCUCUUCACUUGUUGUCUAACCACGCCCAUAGACAUAGCGUUACGAUUCUUCGUUCUUCAGAACCCACUCCAGAAUGGCCCCCAACUAGAGGAUGGAAAAAUUCCUGUCCCAGGCCGUCUUCAGGACAGACGAAGCCCGCUAGGCGAGCUCAACUGGAUCUUCACAGCCAUCACCGACACGAUAGCCUGGAACAGCUUGCCGCGGCAUUUGUUCAAGAAGCUUUUCCGACAGGAUCUCAUGGUCGCAGCCCUGUUCCGGAACUUUCUGCUCAGUGAACGCAUCAUGAGAGCGAAUCAUUGCCACCCGAUCUCAUCUCCGCCCCUUCCUGAAACACAUCGACACCCGCUCUGGCAGAGCUGGGACCUCGCCAUGGAGAUGGUGUUGGCACAGCUGCCGAUGCUUCGAGAAGCGGAGGAGGGAAAGCGCGUGUACGAGUACCAACACUCGACUUUCUUUGCUGAGCAGCUCACCGCCUUCGAGGUGUAUCUCAGCUCUGGGCCAACCAAAGAUCGCGCUCCGGAUCAACUGCCGAUUGUCUUGCAGGUCCUUCUCAGUCAAGUACACCGGCUCCGAGCUUUGAUCCUGUUGAGCAAAUUCCUCGACCUGGGGCCGUGGGCUGUCCAUCUGGCGUUGAGUAUAGGAAUUUUCCCCUACGUCGUCAAAUUGCUCCAAGCUGCUUCCCUUGAGCUCAAGCCCGUCAUGGUCUUCAUAUGGGCUCGUAUCAUGGCCGUCGACUACACGGUGCAGAGUGACCUGUUGAAGGACAACGGCAUCUCUUAUUUCAUUUCCAUCAUGAAUCCUCGCUCGGAUAUACCCGUGGGCAACGCGAGCGAGCAUCGAGCGAUGUGUGCAUUCAUUGUCGCCACAUUCUGCAAAAAGUACCCUCCAGGUCAGACUGUGUGUUUGUUACCGGAGCUUUUCCAAGCGUGUCUCCUCAACACGGUCGAACCUGAGAAUCCCUUGCUGCGCCAAUGGUCCUGUCUGUGUCUAAGCAUGCUGUGGUGCGAUUACGCGGACGCCAAAUGGAUGGGGAUCCGAUGCAUGGCUCAUGCUAGACUUUGUGAACUUUCCCUCGAUCCAGUUCCGGAAGUCCGAGCUGCUAUGCUUCAUGCUCUGACCAAUUUCCUGGGCAUCCCUGACUUGACCGACCAAGUCUCCCAAAUUGAAGAAGGAAUCGCCUCCUCAGUUCUUUUCAUGACGUCUGAUGGGAGCACAUUGGUCCGGAAGGAGCUACUCGUGUUUCUUUCGACGUUUGUCAAGCGAUACGAGAACAAGUUCAUGGUCGCGGCGUAUGAACAGAUGGUCGACGAGAGGGAGAGGCUCCCACACAGAGAGAGUGAAGCUGGCGUGUUCGAUACCCGUGAUUCGUUUACGGCCGUCCAGAUUUCGGCAAACACCAUCUACGGUUCAAUAUGGAUUCAACUUCUGAUCUUGUCGGUCGAUCCUCACCCUGAGAUUGCAAGGAAUGCGUCCAUCAUUGUGGAUUGCGUACAUGAAACCUUGCUCAAUUCGCCAAUGAGCCCAAUGGCCACGCGCGUGAUAGAUGAUCUGUUGAGGUUCUCGAAGAAAGAGGAAUCUCACCUCACGAAGGUAUCGUCCCGGGAUUCGCUCAGGGCCAUGGACAGACAGCCGGGCACUCCGCCGCCGCCGUUACAGAAGCAGCAAAGCUAUCUGUCUCUGAGCCUAAAGCGUGCAGGCAGCUCCCUUCGAAACCUUGCAUUUGGCUCUUCUACCGAGGGCGCGUCCACAUCCAAGGACACAACUCCUCAGACUUCUCCGGCCAAAGCUAGAGAACCCGUCCAUCCUGUCAACACCCCGCGGGGCCGUCUCCCACCUGAAUGGAGCCGCCCACCCCAGACGCCUGACUCGAGCAGCACAUCCGGAUCAUAUCAUCCGGCACAUUUGCCUACCUCCGCCGGGUUCACUGCUCUAGAUCCCAAAGUGAAACCACGCAUUCCCCUUCAGAGCAGUUUACUCGAGUGGUCCACAGAAUAUUUCCGCGAACCACAAAUGAGGCCAAACGACCCCGAUGAGCCUGGUUCUGCUGACUACAAUUCUCGGCUCUGGCGACGUAAUCGUAAUGAGAGGAUCAUCGCCGACAACCAGCCGUUGAAAGGCAUAGCUGGCAGCUCCAAGUGGGCGCGUCUCGAAGGAUUUCUGAACAACCAGAAUCAGCCGAUGAAUCUGGUGUUCCAUCAAUUCGACGAUCACUUGGCUGUGACUGACGACAGGGAUACCGUCACCAUCUGGGACUUUCAAAGGAAUGAACAGUUGAGUCGAUUCAGCAAUGGCAAUCCUGCCGGCAGCCGAAUCAACGAUGCCAAAUUCUUGAAUGAAGACGACCAACCCCUGUUGAUGGUGGGGAGCUCCGACGGCGUCCUUAAAGUCUACCGGAACUACCAGAACUCGAAGGACGUCAAGGUCAUCACUGCCUUCAGGGCUCUUACGGAGUUGAUCCCAAGCAAUAAGAAUGCAGGUUUAGUCUUUGACUGGCAGCAAGGUCAAGGCAAGGCGUUGGUGGCCGGUGAUGUCAAAGUCAUCAAAGUUUGGAAUGCCGCCACAGAACUGUGCGUGGGUGACAUCCCAGCUCGGAGCUCCAGCUGUGUCACGAGUUUGACCAGCGAUCAAGUAGCCGGCCAGAUCUUCAUCGCCGGAUUUGGGGAUGGCGUGGUUCGAGUCUUCGACCAGCGCUUGAACCCACGGACAGCCAUGGUCAAAAUCUGGCGUGAACAUCGACAAUGGAUCACCAAUCUCCACAUGCAGCGCGGCGGCGUGCGGGAAUUGAUCUCGGGUUCGCGCAACGGGGAAGUCAGACUCUGGGAUUUGCGGAGCGACAAGGCUGUCCUUACGCUCAACGCGACCUCUGGUUCCAAGAAUGAGUAUGCUGUCAACCCAGCGGACAGAGACGCCCCCAACACCCCGGGCUCUUCGACCACACUGCUCCGUAGUCUAUCUGUCCACGAACACGCACCUGUUUUCGCCGUCGGCACCGACAAACACGAAGUCAGGAGUUUCAACACCAGCGGCGAGCCCCUCGGCGUGUUUGAGCCUCUUUCCAGUCGACUGUCGCAGGUCGUCGGGGGCUCUCUCGCCGGCCGCGGGUACCAUCAUUCACCCAUUGUGGCGACCGCGUAUCAUCCGCAUCGUAUGCUACUGGCGUGUUCGGCGCUCGGGGAUGGACAUGUCAGUCUGGUGAGCUAUUGA